This is a messenger RNA of Cladophialophora immunda, 969 nucleotides long. RefSeq lists its product as uncharacterized. Lineage: Eukaryota; Fungi; Ascomycota; Eurotiomycetes; Chaetothyriales; Herpotrichiellaceae. The transcript has 2 exons. The record is from RefSeq and is a predicted model, not a curated record. Gene Ontology annotation, molecular function: oxidoreductase activity. Bases 1 to 969 code for a protein of 322 amino acids.
AUGGGGAGUAUCGCAGAACAAGGCCGUUUCCAGAUCAAACCGCUCCACAAUACAUUCGCGUGUGAGAUUUCUGGACCAGAUCUUUCUCAGCCACUAUCGGAAGCCGAGUUCCAGGAACUGACUGAUAUCCUUGCUGAGUAUGGAGUGGCAAUUAUCCGCCAGACAAAAGCUACUGAUGAGUCGUUGAUUGCUUUGGGCCGUCAAUGGGGUGAAUUAGACAGCGUAGCACAGCACUACAAGUCUGGAAAGAUCAAGCCACGAAUUCCAUACUACGAGAUCUUCGACGUCGGAAAUCUGAAUGACAAGAACGAGAUCGUCAACAUUCAACAUGAUCCUCAUCGCUCAGCAUCAGCUAACGGGAAUGCUACGUGGCACACUGAUGGCGCCUUCAAUCCACGACGGACAGGCAUAAGCAUCCUUCGCGGGGUGGAACUGCCUCCUCCCGGGACAGGAGGUCACACUGAAUACUUGGACUCACGCCAAGCCUACGAUGACCUAUCUCCGGAAAUGAAGGAGAAACUGGAAGGCCUGGUGACAUGUAAUAGCCUCUAUCAUAACCGCAAGGUCGCAAAUCCAGAUUCACCAUUAUUUAAGGAUAUCAAUGUCAUGGACCAUAUCACCGCACGGCAUAAACUUAUCCAAAUACAUGAGCCUAGCGGGCGUAAGAAUAUAUACCUAUCUUCAUAUGCGCAUCAUAUUGAAGGUAUGGAUAUUGAAGAGGGUCAGGCUCUACUCAAACAGGUCUGGGAUCACUGCUUACAGGAAAAAUAUAUCUUCUGUCACCAUUGGGAGAAUAAUAACGAUGUCGCAUUCUGGGAUAAUACUUGUGUAUUACAUAGAGCGACUCACGGUGCCUAUGAAGGCAAGUUCCGCAGAGAUAUGCGGAGGGUCAGUGUGUUCGACAUGUCAAAAUGGGGGUAUGGGGAGAAUAGAGUUGAGGACGCUAUUGGACAGGCACCAUCCCAGUAG